This is a messenger RNA of Triplophysa dalaica, 5135 nucleotides long. Its product is annotated as C2 calcium-dependent domain-containing protein 4C. Lineage: Eukaryota; Metazoa; Chordata; Actinopteri; Cypriniformes; Nemacheilidae. The transcript has 2 exons. Bases 164 to 1429 code for a protein of 421 amino acids. The record is from RefSeq and is a predicted model, not a curated record.
UUUAAAGGCACGAAUAGACCCGCUGUGCCAACAAUACUCUUCUGUACUGGAUUACUGGAGAUCUAAACCUGUUUUCAACGAGCAUGGAGUGACCCAUCAAUAAAGCAUCAGGACCAGCAGCACUUCACGCCUGAUUUAAGUCUCUGCCAGACUUCGCCAAGAGAUGUGGCUAUUGGAGAAGAUCCGCGGUUCGGUGGAGGGAAACGCUCCCCGGCAGGGCGAAUCCGCCGACAAGCAGAGCAAAGCCCCCACCUACAGCAACGUCCUCACUCCUGACAAAAUUCCAGACUUCUUCAUUCCCCCGAAACUGGUGUGCUGCCCCCCAGAGGCAGAGACACCCGAGAUGAAGCCAAAAAACGGUCUCCACCCAUCCAUGUCUGAACAGACCAUUUGCUGCAAAACGCCUCAGGCGGGUCAGCGCAGCCCGCGCCUCAUUAACAAACUCGCAGGAGACACGAAGAACUUGCUCAAAGCUGCAAACCGGCACAUCAUCCAGAUCGAGAGUGCAGAUGACCCUGUGGUCGGGGAAGAGGGCGAUCUCAACACGAACGCCGACCCGCAGUCGCAGACGGCGAUGUCGCUGCCCUACGUCCCCAAAGCUCAGACCUCCUACGGUUUCUCCACGCUGAUGGAGAGCCCUCACACGCGCCGCAAAGAGUCCCUCUUCCACAGCGACCCUACGAGUCCCCUCACUUCGCCCAACACCCAACGCAAGUCUCAGGGGAACCACUUGAACCCCAGCGACUGCAACAUUUCCCAUUCCAACCCCUAUCGUUAUUUCAGUGGGGGAGAGAGCGACACGUGUUCCUCGGCCGAGUCCUCGCCCUUCAACUCGCCUCUUCUGUCCCGUUCCGCAUCCCUCCUGAAGAUGUUCACACACGAAACCCAAGCCAAAGUGUCCCGUGCCAAGCGCUCCUUCGCCAGGCACAGUUCUCUGUCCACGGAUGAGUGCAGCUCCGUGGAGACCAGCCCCAACAUUCAGCGGCGAUUCCGUUGCCCUCCGUCGCCAGCGUUCCGAGGACGUAAAUCUGGAGGCAACAUGGAUCGUUUCACGCAGCACACGGUGAACCUCCACAAAAGAGGAACCCUGCGCCUCUGCACGGACUACGACGCGGACGCGGCCAGGCUUCACAUCCGAGUGCUGGCCGCCGAGGAUCUUUAUGAUAAACAGUUUGACAUAAAGAGCAUCAAUUGUUGCGUGGCUCUAUACCUGAACCCGGGAAAGCUUCAGAAACAGCGGAGCACGAUCAUCAAGAACAGCCGCAACCCCGUCUUCAAUGAGGACUUCUACUUUGACUCCCUUCCAGUAGCGCAGGUGAAGAACCUAGCCAUCAAGAUGAAAGUGGUAAACAAAGGUACCAGUCUGAGGAGAGACACCCUGCUCGGAGAGAGGGAGGUCCUGCUCAAAGAGCUUCUGUCUGGGAUUUAGACGUAUGGCCUUGUCCAACGAAACAACACGGGACGGACCCACAGAUGCCCUCUUUUCCUGAUUCCCUGAUUUAAAACUGUCCAGGUGAUUGGAUUUUUUUAUAGGUGACCUGCAAAAUCCUCCAACGUACAGUGGGCACAUUAUAUGUUUACGAGCAAGGAGCAUGUGGAGAAUUUGCUUGUGAUGCUUUGAGGCCCUUUGUAAAUACAGAUUGUAAGCGUUUGUGUUUUAUCUGCGACAAAGGCUUCUGCCGUCUCCUCUGGGACUCACCGCAGGAGAUACAAACAGAUUCAAAAACAGCUGCCUUUCCAUACAGCAGCACCAAAUUAUUCUCUAAUGUCAAGUAAGGUCAAUUCUUCAUCUGUGGGAUCCUUUAAAUUAGCAAAAACCUUAUGUCUCUAUAAUUUCACUCUUUAUUGCGUCAUUUCUUUCUCUUACUUUCAAUCUGGACUGAUAUCUGAUCUGUGCCGUUUUUAUUGUCAAACACCCUUCAGCCUUACGGAAUGACAAGCACUUCCGAAAUUUUGUGGGAGUGCGACUGAAUGUACGGCAUGAAAAUGAAUGACGUAAAUAAGUGACUUAAACCUGUGUUCUACUAAUCACGGUUCCCAAUAUCAAGUGGAUUAAAUUGUGUACUUAAGAAGAUUAGAUUUGGUCAACAUUGCAUCUAAUUACAACAAACAAGAACCGGAAUGUUCAGCACCGAGGAGCUACCGUGCUUAUUUGGACAUGCUACCAUGGUAAUACUACAUUUCUACAAGAUGUAAUAUGGUUAUACUAUGGUAUUCUUUAAAGUAUAUCGGAGUUUGGUAUACAAUGUGAAUAUGUCAAACAAUAUCACCAUCUGCACCCUGGUAUUUUUCUGAUCACUGUGUUAUUAGUGAUGCACCGAUACCAAUUUUUAAAGACCGAGUAUGAAUACCGAUAUUUUUUUCUGGUACUUGCUUCAUAGUUACAAACAACUCCACCUCAAACACAUUUUGAAAAAAUAAAAAAUGUUGUGAGCUUUUCGCAAACUUUCAAAGCAUAUUUCACAACAAAUUUCUGUAAGUUCUGUCAAAUGAGGUAUCGAUCUUUGGUAUCAGUGCAUUUUUCCGAGUACGAGUACAUGAGCUUAUUAUCGGGCCCGAUACUGGUAUCGGUGCAUCCCUUGUGAUAUUUAUAGCAUGUUAAAUGAAUGGAUGAUUAUCAUUCAUACUCAAAAGCAGAACUUGUGUGGUUUUUUCUUUAAUCUAAAUGAUGUUUUGAUCACACUCAUUUCAGCUUCACUCUCAGGAACCAUUGCAUCCUGGUGUGUGUGCACUUUGAUGAGUUUUUUAAUAUGCCUUUCAAAACGUGUUUGGAUUGUUCUUCUAUUGAAUGUUGGCUUGCAGAUUGUGAACUGUGCAUAGAUGUUUAGGAGCAGAUGCAUGGCAAAAUGUACAAUUGAAUAAGCUGUAUGUUGUUAUGAGAUGGUGAACGUGUGAGAUGUAAGAUAACUUCUUUCCUCACAUCUUCCACCUGUGUUGGAUCAACACCACAGUUUUGUACAAAGAACUUGAAUGUCCCUGGCGAUAAAAGUUUAUAAAAAAAAUGUGAACAUAAAAAUCACCCUUUUUAUCAUGUAAAUGAAUGAAACGUCAUGAUGCCGUUUUAUCUUUGACCUCUAAAGAUGGUCCAGUUAAAGGGAUUGUUCACCCAAAAAUGAAAAUUCUGUCACUCUCAAGUUGUUCCUAACCUGUAUAAAUUACUUUGUUCUGUUGAACACAAAGAAAGUUAUUUUUGAAGAAUUUUUGCAAUGUUCAGUUCUGGGACACCCAUCACUAACAGAGUAGUUUUGUUCUGUUGAACCCAAAAUGAGAUAUUUUGAAGAAUUUAAGAAAGCAAACAGUUCUGGGGCAACUUUGUCUCCCAUUUAAAAUUAAAAAUGUGCCCACUGUGAUAGUGAAUGAUGUCCCAGAACUGAAAAUUGCAAACAUUCUUCGAACUAUCCCUUUAAAUCACUCUUCUGUGGCACCCACUGCAUUUCGGCCUUUGUACCAAGGCAACAGAACAUCACAUGUCAUUUCAUUUGAUAAAACGUUCACACAUCCUUUAAGGUGAAGAGUGUAAUUUCGGUGCCAUUUGCCGCAGCAAAUGUAAUUGUGCAAUUACUACCUUUUUUUUUUGGAAGCAUUCGAAUGGGCUUUCAGGGCGAUAACAUGCGGUUGCCAAGGUGCUUUUAGUGCAUUUUUAUGCAGACUCUACAGUGUCCAGAUUGGUUGUCAAGGAGUUGCUAGGUUGUCCAAGACCUCAUGACCAAAUCAAAUGAUAUUCUGGUUUGUAGUUGCCAAACCGAAAUUCCCUGCAAAUUACACCUAAAUUUAUAAAUCUUUAUUAUGAGAUUGUGAAUUGUGGCAGGACAAGGAGAGAGCAUUUAACUCUUUUUGCGUAUUUUUUCAGAUUUUUUUUCACCCCCCAAGAAAAAAAAAAACCUACUAGUAUAACAUGCUACACAAGUCUUUUGUUCUGAUAAACACAAAGAAAGACUUUUGGAAGAAUGCUUGUAACCAAACAGUUUGGUAAGUGACAUUCUUCCAAAUAUCGUACUUUUUGUUUAUCAGAACAAAAAAAUUUAUACAGAUUUGGAACAAGCUGAAGGUAAGCAAGUUAUUCGACCUGUCCCUUUAAAAGGCUAAAAUUUCAGACUUCAAGUUAUCCAACACUCCAUCCAGGGUGUAUCCUGCCUUGAUGCCCAAAGACUCCUGAGAUAGGCGCAGGCUCCCCGUGACCCGAGGUAGUUCGGAUAAGCGGUAGAAAAUGGAUGGAUGGAUGGAAGUUAUCCAAUAUGUAUAAUGACUAUUCAUGAUAAAGCGUGCUCCACAUACAUCAUCUGUCAUGAACAGUCUUUCCCUUUAAAUGGAAGGAUUUACCCUGCUUUAUCUUUUCUGCUUUCAACCGUUUUUAUUGGGUAUUUUCUGCUCUGCUUCAUCUUUCUGCUGCAUUGAAAGUGUUGUCAUGUCACUCUGACCAAUCUGACAACAUUAAAGUAAAAAUGAGAUUUGCUUCAGCACGGUCAGUAAUUACACUCGGCCUAUGAAUCGCUUCAUGCUGCUCAUUGUUGUGUACUUCCCGCGCAUUGAUUCAUUCCGACAUCAGCGCUCAUUAAAAUGGACAAAUUGCAGGUGUAUUCAAUUUCCCGUCAGAGCCACGAGGAAAACAAUGUUUCCUUCCCAUCGCCAUGAGCUUUUUUUUCGGAUUGGCAGAGAUUUCAAAUUAUAAGAGUAGAAAUGGAUUCCGGUAAAGAUCCUAUGGGCGUGAAAUCUGAUUCAUUUCCAUAGCCGUCUUUCUGUUUGUGAGAUGAAAGUGUCUUGCACUCUAGUUCCAAUAAGUUGUGGAAAAUGAAGUGCCUAUCCACUGUACUUGAUUGCCGUUCCCUUACCCGGUGUCAUCACCAGCCUCAGUGGUCCUAUGCAUGUGUACAUACACACGCCUCACCUGUGAUGUGACAUUUCCAAGCCGGAAAUCGAUGUACCUGAAAAGUGUAUCUCAAAGAUUCAGUGUUUCGUUGUUUGUGUUUGUUAUUAUUCUGAGGUGAAGAUGCACUGUGAUGUCGUUCGUUAAACUCUUUCAAGUGGUUUAUUCUUUUUUUGUAUUCUAGGCUGCUUUUCUAUUCAUAUCCUUACUGGGUUGUACUCUUGCUUUGUCUAUUUCCUUACCUCGUUCAAUAAAAGUUGUGUAGUGUGCA